This is a messenger RNA of Hydra vulgaris (swiftwater hydra), 1832 nucleotides long. Its product is annotated as U4/U6 small nuclear ribonucleoprotein Prp4. Gene Ontology annotation, cellular component: U4/U6 x U5 tri-snRNP complex. Lineage: Eukaryota; Metazoa; Cnidaria; Hydrozoa; Anthoathecata; Hydridae. Gene Ontology annotation, molecular function: U4 snRNA binding; U6 snRNA binding; protein binding. The record is from RefSeq and is a predicted model, not a curated record. Gene Ontology annotation, biological process: mRNA splicing, via spliceosome.
AUUUUUUGACUAAUCAAGUAUUAUCCUAUGUAGUUAUUAGUAAUAUAAUAUGUCUUCUGAUGAAGAAGGUGAUCAACCGUUGGUUAAAAAGCAGCGCCUAUUUUAUGGAAGUCUUGAAGAGCAAGAAAAGGAACGCUUGGAGAGAGAAGAAAAAGAAAGGCUAGCUGGUGAGGAAUUACUUCGUGCACAAGGAAGUGAGUCUAGUGAAAGUGACUCAAGUGAUGAUGAAAAAAUUAAAAAAGUAAAGUCAGGAAAAGAAAAAAAAAAAAAAGAUUCUGAUGAUGAAGGAGGUCGCAAUAUAAAUAAAGCUGCUAUAAAAAAAGCAAUCAAAGCUGGAAAUAUUAAUAUAACUGAUGGGGAUACUCUUGAUAUGAAGGCAGAUGUUUCUUCAGAACGUCAACAAGAACUGAUGGCUGAGUUUGAAAAGCGAAAAAUGUUGCGAUCAAUUACGGUUUCUACUGACGAUUAUAUUGUAAAAGCAAAAUUGAGAGAACUUGGACAUCCUAUUUGUUUGUUUGGAGAAGGUCCAGCACAAAGAAGAGACAGACUGAAGGAUUUGUUACUGGUCUUUGAACAAUUAUUGCCUGGUUUUACUUCUCAACACAGAGAAGAAGAAAAGGUAUUAAUUGAAGAAGAAAAGGUACCCAAUGAGAUAUGGUAUCAUGAAGGUCCUUUAUCAUUGUACGAAGCUAGACUUUUCAUUGCUAAUUAUUCUAUACCACGUACACGUGAUAGAUUAAGGAAAACAAAAGAAGAUUUGAAAAAACUUGAGUCAGUAACUGCUGCUAAAGUUCAGGAAGUGCAUCGUAAAACACAAUCCUUAGUAAAUUUUUGUAGUCAAAUAGGUGAUAAUCGUCCAUUAUCUUACUGCCAAUUUUCUCCAGAUAGUAGUCUUUUGGCUACAUCAUCAUGGAGUGGUCUGUGUAAAUUGUGGUCUGUACCAGAAGGAAAUGAAAUCCGUGUUUUACGUGGUCAUAAUGAAAGAGUUGGCAGUAUUGUUUUUCAUCCUAGAGCUACAAUUGAUUUAGAUCCAAGCCUUGUUAACAUGGUGUCAUGUUCAGUAGAUGGUAGUGUUCAGUUAUGGAACCUGCAAGAUGAGGAGCCACUAGGUAGAAUUGAUAGUCACGAUAAGAGAGUUUCUAGUGUAGCAUUCCAUCCCUCUGGAAGAUUUUUGGGUACAACUUGUUUUGACAAGUCAUGGCGACUUUGGGAUUUUGAAAAGCAAGUUGAAGUCCUUCAUCAAGAGGGACAUGCUCAGGAAGUAUUUAAAAUCUGCUUUCAAGUUGAUGGUUCUCUAGCAGCAACCUGUGGUUUAGAUGCUAGAGGAUUGAUUUGGGAUUUGCGGACAGGAAGAAAUAUAUUUGCUUUAGAUGGACAUUUAAAAAAAGUAUUAGCAAUUGAUUUUCAUUCUAAUGGAUUUCAGUUAGCUACAGGAAGUGAAGAUCAGAAAUGUAUGAUUUGGGACUUGCGGAAGCAGGAAGCUAUUUAUACUAUACCUGCACAUAACAAUCUAGUUUCUCAUCUUAAAUUUUGUGACAAUAUACUGUUAACAUCAUCUUAUGAUGGACUAGCAAAGGUAUGGUCAUAUCCAUCAUGGGCUCCAUUGAAAACACUUGCUGGUCAUGAACAAAAAGUUACUUGUGUAGAUGUUUCAGGAAAUGGAAAUUAUGUAGCAACUUGCUCAUUUGAUCGUACUUUUAAAUUGUGGGGUGCAGAAUUUUUAGUCUGAAUAUUUAGUUUCUUCUAAAAAUCUUUGUCUAUAAAACUUUAAACUUCCAUUUAUGUGUUGUUUUUUUUAUCUUAGAAAGAUCUGAUAAAUGAUUAUACUUUAA